This is a messenger RNA of Sinocyclocheilus rhinocerous, 2331 nucleotides long. Its product is annotated as anoctamin-9-like. Gene Ontology annotation, molecular function: protein dimerization activity; chloride channel activity. Lineage: Eukaryota; Metazoa; Chordata; Actinopteri; Cypriniformes; Cyprinidae. Bases 1 to 2331 code for a protein of 776 amino acids. The transcript is spliced from 23 exons. Gene Ontology annotation, biological process: chloride transmembrane transport. The record is from RefSeq and is a predicted model, not a curated record. Gene Ontology annotation, cellular component: plasma membrane.
AUGACGAGAAAAAUGAGCCACCGGAGGCAGGGGAGUAUCGACCUUUUGGAAACCAUCGGAGUUGUAAAUGAGAAUGGCUUUGAAAACCCAUCUAUGCCACCAGUGCAUCCUCCUCUGACGUUCGAUUAUGUUCUUGUGGCGAAAAUCUCAGAUGAUGAGAACAGCCACUUGGUCAGAAAACAGAAAGCUUUCAUUGAAACUUUAAAGAAGAAAUUAAAUGUAUAUAAAUUUAGAGAUGAUGAUGAUGAUAAGGUGUUUUAUUGCAUCCGAGCACCAGAAAAGAUUUUUGAGACAUACCGGUAUCUCUUGAAAGUGUCUGACGCCUGUAACUGGAGUUGUGAGCAGCAGGGUACUAUACCUCAGUCAACCAGGAUUCGUGUUGUUGAUUUCAUUCUGCAUCACACACACAUUGAUUCAGAGGGGGGUGUUUCAGAAUAUCUCCCAGAUCUCAUGAAAAAAAAUGUUUUUGAGACUCACUUUUGUUUGCAUGAGAAAAGGGAGCAGAAAGAACUGAAGCAGAGCUGGGCUCGAUGGUCUGCUUGUUUCAAAGGGCAACCCAUCACUAACGUCAGAAACUACCUUGGUGAGAAGGUGGCUCUGUAUUUCCUAUGGCUGGGCUGGUACACAUUUCUCUUGAUUCCUGCUUCUGUAAUUGGUCUCGUAGUGUUCCUGUAUGGCCUGGCCUUUUACAGCACAAGUCCUCUCAUAAAUGAGGUGUGCCAGUCGAACGUGAUUAUGUGCCCUCUGUGUGAUAAUACAUGCAGGGUAUGGGAGCUUUCUGACACUUGCAUGUAUGCAAAGUUUGACUGGUGUGAAGAAGAGGAGGAGUUGAUUCUGGAGAUUGUAAAUAAUGCAGACUGUGAACCCAAGAUGCACAGGCACUCUUAUCUACGCUCCACUAUGGUACUAGUUUUAGUCACACUCAUGUUGCUGGUCAUCAUUGGUUUGACUCAUGUCCUGGUUGUGUGCCGAGUGAUCGCUACUGUGUUGCUGGCCGAAAACAGUUCUUGGCAAGUCAUUACUGAGAAUUCGCAAACAGUUGCCGUGAUGCUUGGAGCCGUGCUUCACUACAUCACCAUCACCGUCAUGACUCGGGUCAAUUGUACAGUAGCCAUGAAGCUGAGUGAAAUAGAGAAUAAGCACUCCCAUGCUGCCAUUGAAAGGAGUUUCACAGUCAAGAUGUUCAUAUUCCAGUUCUUUACCAUGUUCUCCUCUCUCAUAUACACAGCUUUCUUUCUGGGAAGGAUCAAUGGUCACCCUGGAGGUUAUGUGAGGAUAUCUGGCAAAUGGAGACUGGAGGAGUGUCACCCAAGUGGCUGUCUCACAGAUUUGUUCAUUCAGAUGUCUAUUAUCAUGGUACUUAAACAGACCUUCAACAAUAUCUUUGAAUAUUCUGGUCCCUGGUUUAGUCGGUGGUUGAAGAGGAAAAAGGCCCAGAAGUUUAAGAGAAGGUGUGUCAAAUGCUUUAAGAAGGAGGAUAUGAAUACCAAGGAAGGAUCCAAACUCUGUGAGAACUGCAAACUCAAAGACCUCCACAGAAACUACAGCCUGAUUAAAACGGAUCGCUUCAGCCUCUUUAAUGAGUUCUUGGAAAUGGUGAUCCAGUUCAGUUUUACUACUAUCUUUGUAGCUGCAUUUCCUUUGGCUCCUUUGUUGGCUCUUCUAAACAACAUCAUUGAGAUCCGAUUGGAUGCCAUUAAGAUGGUCAGCCUUGAGCGCAGACUAGUGCCAACGAAGGCCAAUGAUAUUGGUGUUUGGACGGAUGUGCUCGAGGCGAUUGGUGUGCUUGCAGUCAUUGCUAAUGGACUGGUCAUUGGUAUAUCCUCUGAUUUCAUUCCACGACUGGUUUACCAGUACUUCUAUGGGCCUUGUGCCAGCGGCAGUGCUACUGGCAUUAAUUGUAUGGUUGGAUACAUAAACAACACUCUGUCCGUUGCUAAUAUAAGCGAUGGGAGAGUCAGGGGAGAUUUCACAAAUAGUCAAAUGGUCACUUACAGUGGCAUAAAUGUGACACACUGCAGCUACAGGGACUACAGAAGUAAUGAAGACUUUAGUUUAACUAAUCAGUAUUGGGUCAUUCUGGCAGCGCGAUUAGUCUUCAUCAUUCUGUUUGAGCAUGUAGUGGUGAUCUGUAAGUGUGUAGCAAGCUGGUUUGUCCCUAACUCACCCCUGGAUGUGAGAAAUGAAAGACUGUAUGAUAAACUCAGGAGACUUAAGGAAGAACUGAGUGUUCAAAGAGCACAACAGGACCCUUUGACCAAACUAAAUGAGAAUGGUAAUGCAAAAAGAACAUCUAAACAGAAAAAAGCAAAUAAGCUAAAUAGUAUGUGA